This is a messenger RNA of Ananas comosus (pineapple), 788 nucleotides long. RefSeq lists its product as uncharacterized. The transcript has a single exon. The record is from RefSeq and is a predicted model, not a curated record. Bases 193 to 543 code for a protein of 116 amino acids. Lineage: Eukaryota; Viridiplantae; Streptophyta; Magnoliopsida; Poales; Bromeliaceae.
GAGAGAGAGAGAGAGAGAGAGAGAGAGAGAGAGAAACUCCAAAUCCUCUUUAUAUAUAACACCCACCACACAAACCUAAAACCUCUCCCACCCCUAGCUAGCUAGCCACAUCGAAAAAUAACUGCUGCUGCUGCUGCAACAAACCCUAGCUAGCUAGCUAGCUAGCUCCAACGAAUAACAAGCACAAAUUAUAUGGAUCAGACCCACACAUCUCCGACCCACUCAUCAUCCUACUUCCCCUCCUGCAUGGCGUCGCCGCCGUCGUGGCUCGUGCUGCACCGCCCGUCGAACCCCUCGCGCUUCCACCUCCUCGCCCGCGGCGACGCUGCUCAGCGGCAGCAGCGGAGCGCGCCGUCGUGGCGGAGGCUCCUGGACAGGUUGGUGAGGGAGGGGAAGAAGGGCGUGUGCAGGAGCAUGCGCACGUCCAAGCCCCUCAUCACCUUCGGAUACGACGCCGCCAGCUACGCCAAGAACUUCGACGACAGCUGCCUCGCCGACGGCUCCCGCAGGUUCCGCCCGGAGGACGUCGCCGGAGCAUGUUAGAUUAAGAGAUUUGUAUUUAUCGCAGGCUUUUCUUUUUUUUUCUUUCUUUUUUUUUUUUGCGAAAAUACCCGCUAGCUAGUUUUGCGAAAUCGCAAGUAUAUAUGCUGGAGAUCUGAAUGAGAGAUUUGCGGAGAGUAAAAGCAAGGGGGUUAGUUUUUUGCAAAAAUGUCAUCUUUGUCACUACCUUUGGAACAUGCUCAGCUUCAAAAUGUACAGUAUUAAAUAGUAUAAUAAUUUUGGAGACA